Messenger RNA from Adineta steineri, 1158 nucleotides. Lineage: Eukaryota; Metazoa; Rotifera; Eurotatoria; Adinetida; Adinetidae. The record is from the annotation of a GenBank genome assembly.
AUGUCGUCAAUUACUAUCACUACUGAAAAUUUACCUACAACAAAUGGUUUAUCUCUAUCUUCAAACAAUAAAUUGAAUGAACUUUAUUCAGGCUAUGAAAAUCAUUUAUCAUCUUGUUCGUCGUCUCCUAAUUCAACAUGUUCACCAACAAUGAAUUUUCCCGAAGCUCAAACAUCAAUAUCGAAAGAAUCAAAUGUAAAACUUCCAUAUCCAGUUUUAUCUGAUCGUCGUGAUUCAUCAUCUAUACUUUCUCUUUUACAAAAAGAAACACAAGCAACAUCAAAAAAAAUUCUUGAUGUUACACAAUUAAUUGAAACUUAUGAAAAAAAUUUAACAUCAAAUCGUCUUUCCGAAAGUGAUAGAAAAUCAUUUAAAUAUGAACGUGAUCAACGUAAACAACAAUUAGAUGCUUUGAAAAAACAUGAACGUCGUGUUAAUUUACAAAUUGAUUAUAUAACAACAAAAACCGAAAUUCGAGGUUUAGAAGAUGAACAAAAACAAAAUUCAGAUAAAAAUAAACAAAUUGAAAUUUUAUUAAGAAAAUUAAAACAAAAAUUAGAUCAAAUGAAAAUUUAUAUGAAAAAAAGAAAUGAAGAAAUGAAAAAAAUUCAUGAGAAAAAAGAAAAAUCAUCGACAUCCAAUGAUAACCGAAAACAAUUAUUAUCUGAUCAAAAAAUACAACAGCGAUCAAGUUCAUCGGAUUUAACUCGAAAACGUCCAUUACCGUUUACAAAUAAACAACUCAAAUCAACAACACAUAAUCAUGCUAAACCACCGGUUGUUCGUCUAGCAUCACGUUCUUCGAAUCAACAAACAAAAUCUCAACCACCACCACUUCAAACACCAACAGUAAGAUUUCUAAAGAAGACAACAGAUUCUACAAUGUCAACAACUAAUUCUGCAUCACCGACUACACCAGCAUCAUCUUCAUCAACUUUAUCUCCUCCUUUGAUUGCAAGUACAAGUGCUGAAGAUGCGAAUAUUAUUUCGAAACAGGAAAUUUUCUUCCAGAAUACAAUUCCAUCGAUUGAUGAAGAUGAUGAAUUUGAUGUUCAGUUUGAUAUAGAAGAAUUAUUUGAUGAUGAUCCAUAUUCGGAAAAAUCCAUAAAAAGAUUUAAAUCCGACAAACAAGACUAUAAACCAACAACAGAAUCUUAA